Molecule: messenger RNA, 928 nt
Organism: Octodon degus (degu)
Lineage: Eukaryota; Metazoa; Chordata; Mammalia; Rodentia; Octodontidae
Gene: Smco1
Product: single-pass membrane protein with coiled-coil domains 1
Exons: 3
Coding region: 127-780 (217 amino acids)
Source: RefSeq, a predicted model, not a curated record
GUUAGAUCAAAUGCUAAAAUUGCUGCUGCCUGUUGCUGAGUGGAAAACAGCAGAAAGCUCUGAGUUCAAAUAUCUAUUGGGUUUUUGUUUUGCUUUCCUUUGUUUCUUGUGUUUUGCUUUAAGAAGAUGAGCACAGAAACCACAACCCUGGUGUCCUUGACGGAGGCGAUGAAAAGGGUAGGCCAUAAACUCCAAGCUUUAGAAGCACAGUUCAGAGAACUUGACAUCACCAAGGAUAAUCUGACCCAGAAAUUUAAAAACCAUAGCAAGACUUUGGCAAGCCAAGCUCAGCAAGAUGAGCUGUGGAUGGCGGUUCUGGCACUCAAGUUCACUUCAAUGGAACUGAAUAUUUUGUACAGCUAUGUCAUUGAAGUACUUACCUGCUUGCACACUCGUGUGCUUGAGAAGCUGCCAGACCUGGUGAGAGGUCUGCCCACCUUCACCUCUGUCCUUCGACGAAAAGCCAAGAACCAGCGCAUCAGAGUGGCUUGGGAGUCAGUCCUGGAGGAGAGUGGGCUGCAGGAGGGAGACAUAGCCGCACUCAGCGUCUUCUUCAUAGUGCACAGCAGCUCCGCAGAGCACUACGCCGCCACAGCUAGACGCAUGUAUGUCAGAGACGCCACCUUCCUGAUCACCAGCAUGGUGAAGCACUGCGCCUUGCGUGAAGGUUUGCUGAGGGCGGUCCAGGUCAUUGACAAGGGAAAGGCAGCCAGGACACCUGAAGCAGGACCGUCCUCCCUAAAAGAGUUGCUGCCUUCAGUCAGAAAUGAGCCUGUCUAAUCCUGGCACUCAUGAGGCUGAGGCAGGCGGUCACUGUAAGUUGGAGACUCUGUCUCAACAAAAUAAAACAAACAAACAAAACUUGUCAUCCUCUGACCCAGUGAUUCAACAUCUAGUCAUUUAUUUUGGAAAUUAAAAAAAAGAAAAG